This is a messenger RNA of Miscanthus lutarioriparius, 906 nucleotides long. NCBI's taxonomy places the organism in Eukaryota, Viridiplantae, Streptophyta, Magnoliopsida, Poales, Poaceae. The record is from the annotation of a GenBank genome assembly.
AUGGCAGCGGCUAGGGCGCACCUCCUAGCCUUCCUAUCGGUUCUCACGACGAUGGUGGUCGCCCUCUCUUCGUUGGCUGCCGGUGGUGGUCGCAUGACGGACCAGCUCGACAUACUCUGGGGCCCGACGCAGCUUCUCAACGGAAGCAACGGCGACGACCAGACCAUCGGGCUGUCGCUGGACCGCGUCAUGGGGUCGGGUUUCCGGUCCAAGACCUCCUAUCUGUUCGCCAGGAUCGACAUCGAGAUCAAGCUCGUCCCGGGCAACUCCGCCGGCACCGUCACGACGGUUUACUUGAUGUCUGAAAAGCAGUGGAAGACCCAUGACGAGAUCGACCUGGAGUUCCUUGGCAACCUGACCGGCCAGCCGUACAUCCUGCACACCAACAUCUUCGCCAAUGGGUCCGGUGGCAGGGAGGUGCAGUACCGGCUCUGGUUUGACCCUACUCUAGACUUCCACACCUAUUCCAUCAUCUGGAAUUCAGACGAGAUCCUGAUCCUGGUCGACAACAAGGCGAUCCGGCGGUUCAGGAACCACUGGGACGCCGGCGUCCCCUUCCCGGUGUACCAGCCGAUGAGGCUGAACGGCGUGCUCUGGGACGCCGACGACUGGGCGACGCAGGGCGGGCGCGUCAAGACGGACUGGUCCCAGGCGCCGUUCACCGCCUACUUCCGGAACUACCGCGCCAACGGCUGCGAGCCGAGCGGGUUCGCGUGGGUGUGCGGCCAGCAGGGCGCGGCGCCCGGCGGCGGCGACCGGUUCGACGGCGGAGCGGCUGGGCUGGACGACAUGAAGCAGCAGGAGCAGCUGAGGGAGGCGCAGGAUAGGUACAUGAUCUACAACUACUGCACCGACUCCAAGAGGUUCCCCGGUGGCGGCUUCCCCACGGAAUGUGGGUUGGCGUAG